Saimiri boliviensis boliviensis (Bolivian squirrel monkey) is the source of this 3460-nucleotide messenger RNA. The record is from RefSeq and is a predicted model, not a curated record. Lineage: Eukaryota; Metazoa; Chordata; Mammalia; Primates; Cebidae.
GGAAGUUACGGAACCGCUCUUGCCGGGGUCUCGGUUGAGCCUCGUACGCGCCGGCUUUAGCAUCCCUAGCCGGGCAGGUGGGAGGCUCCGGGGUUCUGGCUCCCGAGGCCGCGGCUCGGCCCCGCCAGCGACAUGGCCAGCUCCGGAGAGGACAUAUCCAAUGAUGAUGAUGACAUGCACCCUGCAGCAGCCGGGAUGGCGGACGGGGUCCACCUCCUGGGGUUCUCCGACGAGAUCCUCCUUCACAUCCUGAGCCACGUCCCCAGCACAGACCUGAUUCUGAAUGUCCGGCGGACCUGCCGGAAGCUCGCAGCCCUGUGCCUUGACAAGAGCCUCAUCCACACUGUGCUGCUGCAAAAGGACUAUCAGGCAAGCGAGGAUAAGGUGAGGCAGCUGGUGAAGGAGAUCGGCCGGGAGAUCCAGCAGCUGAGCAUGGCUGGCUGCUAUUGGCUGCCCGGUUCCACUGUGGAGCACGUGGCCCGCUGCCGCAGCCUGGUGAAAGUGAACCUCUCGGGCUGCCGUCUCACCUCCCUGCGCCUCUCCAAGAUGCUCUCGGCCCUGCAGCAUUUGCGCUCGCUGGCCAUCGACGUGAGCCCCGGCUUCGACGCCAGCCAGCUGAGCAGCGAGUGCAAGGCCACGCUGAGCCGCGUGCGGGAGCUCAAGCAGACGCUGUUCACGCCCUCCUACGGCGUGGUGCCCUGCUGCACCAGCCUGGAGAAGCUGCUGCUCUACUUCGAGAUCCUGGACCGCACGCGCGAGGGCGCCAUCCUCUCGGGCCAGCUCAUGGUGGGCCAGAGCAACGUGCCGCACUACCAGAACCUGCGCGUCUUCUACGCGCGCCUGGCUCCCGGCUACAUCAACCAGGAGGUGGUGCGGUUGUACCUGGCUGUGCUUAGCGACCGCACGCCCCAGAACCUCCACGCCUUCCUCAUCUCCGUCCCUGGCAGCUUCGCAGAGAGCGGUGCCACCAAGAACCUCCUGGACUCGAUGGCGCGCAAUGUCGCGCUGGACGCUCUGCAGCUGCCCAAGUCCUGGCUGAAUGGCUCUUCCCUCCUGCAGCACAUGAAAUUCAACAACCCGUUCUACUUCAGCUUCAGCCGUUGCACCUUGUCGGGAGGUCACCUGAUCCAGCAGGUCAUCAACGGCGGGAAGGACCUGCGGAGCCUGGCCAGCCUGAACCUCAGCGGCUGCGUCCACUGCCUGUCCCCGGACUCCCUGCUGCGCAAGGCGGAGGACGACAUUGACAGCAGCAUCCUGGAGACGCUGGUGGCGUCCUGCUGCAACCUGCGCCACCUGAACCUCUCGGCUGCCCACCACCACAGCUCUGAGGGCCUGGGCCGCCACCUCUGCCAGCUCCUGGCCCGGCUGCGUCACCUGCGUUCCCUCUCCCUACCAGUCUGCUCAGUCGCCGACUCUGCGCCGCGUGCGGACCGCGCACCCGCCCAGCCCGCCAUGCAUGCCGUGCCGCGGGGCUUCGGCAAGAAAGUGCGCGUGGGCGUGCAGUCCUGUCCUAGCCCCUUCUCGGGCCAGGCGGGCCCCCAGCCCUCAUCAGUGUUCUGGUCUCUGCUGAAGAACCUGCCCUUCCUGGAACACCUCGAGCUGAUCGGGUCCAACUUCUCCUCUGCCAUGCCGCGCAACGAGCCGGCCAUCCGCAACUCGCUCCCGCCCUGCAGCCGCGCGCAGAGCGUCGGGGACUCGGAGGUGGCUGCCAUCGGUCAGCUGGCCUUCCUGCGGCACCUGACGCUCGCACAGCUGCCCAGCGUCCUGACGGGCUCCGGGCUGGUCAGUAUCGGCCUGCAGUGCCAGCAGCUGCGAUCCCUGUCGCUGGCCAACCUGGGCAUGAUGGGGAAGGUGGUGUACAUGCCCGCGCUCUCGGACAUGUUGAAGCACUGCAAGCGGCUGAGGGACCUCAGGCUGGAGCAGCCCUACUUCAGCGCCAACGCCCAGUUCUUCCAGGCGCUGAGCCAGUGCUCCUCGCUGCAGCGCCUGUGCCUGGUCUCCCGCAGUGGCACCCUCCAGCCGGACGCCGUGCUGGCCUUCAUGGCCCGCUGCCUGCACGUCGUCAUGUGCCACCUGUUCACCGGGGAGUCCCUCGCCACCUGCAAGAACCUGCAGCAGUCUCUCCUCCGCAGCUUCCAGGCUGAGUGACUUACAUCUUCCCUCUGCUCCACAAGGGCCUGACCAACAUCAUCCGGGACAUCCCCCUGGUGCACCUGGAUGAGAUCGCCUUAUUUAAGAGUCGAGUGGCUGAGGAACUGCCGAACCUGUGGUGGUGAGAGGCCAAGCUGCUGCCCAUUGGUCUGAGUCCACCACAAGAUGCUGCAGGAGCCUGGGACACCAGGGACCCUUGGUUUGUGACAAGAUGAAGGGGGCCCUCUCUCCCCUCGGCUGGCACACACCCCAUCUGACUCUUGGGGCUCCCAGUGUCUCCAUGGCUCUCUCAUGGGAACUGUUGCUCUGUGAAGUUUGGGUCAAGGGAAUAUGCUCUGGGUGAUGUGAAAGGCUCGGGGACAGUCAAUGUGGGGCCUGGCUGAACCAGGCUGAGUCUUGGGACCUGGCUGUGGCAUUGGUGCACUGAGCUUCAAUCUCUGUGGGCCCUGUUUAUGGCUUGGAGGGCCAGAACCCUGUCCCACUGCCCUUUCGCUCUGACCGGGAAGCAUGUCCCUUGGCUGUUGUGUUUGUGGUCGACCUGCUGCCUGUGCCUGGCAGAUGGGCAGCCACAUGCUGUCCCCCUGAAGUCUAGUUCGCCAGGCUGGUCACCUUGUGUCUGAGUAUCCCCUUUUGUGGUCAAGUGCGAUGUGGGGAUGUGGCUGCAGACUUGGGGCUCUUCUGUCCCUUUGGGACACACUAGAACCCCCUCAUGUCUCUGUGGCUUUUUCUAGCCAGAUGAUGUCUGUGGCCCCAGAGAGGGCCCCUGGGUUGGGACUGCUGGUUGGAGUGUCCCCCUGUGGCUUUUUGGCCCCAGGAACAGAGUUUCUCACUAGAGACGCCUCCUCCCCUCCCACCCUCCUGUGGGCCCUCAGCCUCCCUGGGAAGGUCCACGUGGCCUCCUGGGCAGAUUGAUGCACAUUCGGCCUUGUUAGAGUAAUGUGAAACAUUAAAACUCAGAAAGGAUUCGUAAGGCUGGAGUAGCAAUACAUUACCCUGUUUCAAAUGACUUUAAGACCUAAAAAAUAUUUGGCCUGUUUGGGAGUGCUCAUGCUUGUAAUCCCAGCACUUUGGGAGGGCCAAGGCCGGUGAAUCACGAGGUCAGGGAGUUCGAGACAAGCCUGGUCAUUAUGGUGAAACCCUGUUUCUACUGAAAUACAAAAUGAGCUGGGCAUGCUGGUGGGCACCUGUAAUCCCAGCUACUCAGGAGGCUGAGGCAGGAGAAUUGUUUGAACUCAGGAGGCAAAGGUUGCAGUGAACUGAGAUUGAGCCAUUGCAUGCCAGCCUGGGUGACAGGGCGAGACUCUGUCUC